CCGCCCGUGAGUGCGAGUGGCCGGAGCGACCGGCGGAAGCGCGGACCGGGCUGGGGGCGCAGGAGGCACCGCCCGUUGCCCAUGCGCCGGGCGCUUCUCCGGUGAGCGCGGAUUCCCGCUGCCCGCCCUGUGGCCCGUCCCCGGCGGCACCGGACCCUGCGUGGCCCCUAAGAUGGCGAGCGGGAUGAAUGGCCCGGGCGGCGGCGGCGGCAGUGGCGGCGGCGGCGGCGGCGGCGAGGAGGAGCCGGGGGCCCGGCACACGGGAGGCGGAGCCGCGCCCCAGCAGGAGCCCGGCGUGCUCGGCGCGGUGGCGGGCGAGGGGGAGCCGGCGGCGGGCGAGGGCGGGCGCUGCCCGUCCCCUCAGCCGCACCACCUGCUGCUGCUGCUGCGGCGCUCGCCCAGCGCCUCGCUGUGCCCGGCGCCCGAGGCCGCGCCGGGCCGGGCCGUUCCCUCAGCGGGCCGCGGCGGGCAGCCCCCCCCGGCGGGCCGCGGCGCCGGCGAGGACGUGAGGAAGUGCGGGUACCUGCGGAAGCAGAAGCACGGGCACAAGCGUUACUUCGUGCUGCGGGCCGAGAGCCACCUGGCCCCUGCCCGGCUGGAGUACUAUGACAGCGAGAAGAAGUUCAAGAGCAGCCUGCGGGCGGCGGGGGCCGGCGGGGCGGCCGCGCUGUGCUGCCCCCCGCCCAAGCGGGUCAUCCCCCUGUACCAGUGCUUCACCGUGAGCCGCCGCGCCGACGCCAAGCACAAGCACAUCAUCGCCCUGUACACCAAGGACGAGUACUUCGCCAUGCUGGCUGAGAACGAAGCGGAGCAGGAGGCCUGGUACCAGGCCAUCAGCGAGCUCAUGAAUCAGAGCAAGAGGGGCUUCCUGGAGCAGGAGGACCAUGCCGAUCAGCAGGUGGACGAGGAUGAUGAGCACUACGGGGCCACCCUGAGGCCUGGCACCGUGUUCAAGGAGGUGUGGCAGGUCAACGUGAAGCCCAAAGGCUUGGGACAAACGAAAAACCUCACUGGAGUGUACAGGUUGUGCCUCUCCAGCAAGGCCAUCCACCUUGUCAAGCUGAACUCCGAGGUGCCCUCUGUUCACUUGCAGCUUAUGAACAUUCGCCGCUGCGGACACUCAGAGAACUUCUUCUUUAUUGAAGUGGGCAGAUCUGCCUCCAUUGGACCCGGGGAGCUCUGGAUGCAAGUGGAUGAUUCGGUUGUUGCCCAAAAUAUGCACGAGACCUUUCUGGAUACCAUGAAAGCUCUAAAGGCCUUUGCAGAGUUCAGGCCCCGAAGCAAGAGCCAGUCCUCUGGUGGUGGCAGCGGUACCAAUCCCAUCUCCUUCAUCACCACCAGGAGGAACUUGGGCAACCUACCACCCAGCCAGACAGGCUUGCAGAGAAGAUCUAGAACUGAGAGCGUUGCUGGAGGGACUCCUCCUACCACCAAAAGCAACAACUCCUAUCGCUUCAGAACGUCCAGUGAAGGAGAAGGAACCAUGACCAGACCUUUCAGGUCAGUGACUGGGAGUCUGAUCCACCUGAAUACUGCAAGGAUGAAUUUGGGCCGGCAAGAGGGGAGCGCAAGGUACGUGAGAGCUGCUUUCAGCUCAUCUUACCACACCAGGUCUGCUUCGCUGCCUGUUUCUCAUUUUCCCUCCACCACAAGUCCCAUCAGUGUUUCUUCCAGCAGCGGCCAUGGUUCUGCUUCGGACAUGCUGACCAGGCCUUCUAGCUCAUCUGUUUGUGGUUCCCCGAGUGAUGGGGGAUUCAUCUCUUCUGAUGAGUAUGGCUCCAGCCCUGGAGAUUUCAGGUACUUUAGAGUGAGGAGUAACACACCAGAUUCCCUGGGAAACACACCACCUAUCAGAGAGGAGAACUGCCUGAGUGAAUACAUGUCCAUGAAUAAGCAACAGGGAGACGAUGGCUCAAGAGAUGAUUAUAUGGAGGCUGAAAAAUGUUUCAGGAAAAGAACUUACUCUCUAACAAAGCCGACUUCUGUAGCAGUGCAGCAGAAGACAACACAAACUACAGCUUUGUUGGAUGAAGAUUCUGCAGGAAAUCACGGACGAUUACUUUACUCUGAAACACCAAAAUUGAAAGAUAACCAUGAAUUGGAGUACAGUGACACUAACCUUGAUUCCAUGAGUAACCAAAGCAGGAAUAAAGCCAGGGAUGAUGGGUACAUGCCAAUGAUGCCAGGAGUUGCAUCUUCUCUGUCCAGCACCAGCGAUUAUUUGCCAAUGACUCCUAAAAGCAUGUCUGUUCCAAAACAGAUUAACAAUUCGUGGUCACCAUCUCAGGUUGACUCCCGAGGCUAUAUGAUGAUGUUUCCAAAGGACAGCUCUUCACCUGUACGGAGUCCUUUAACUGGAUUUGCUUCUAAAGGAAGUAAUGAGAAGAUUGUAAACAACGAGUAUAUGGAUAUGUCACCUGGUAAUUCAGUUCCAAAGCACCCCAGUGAUUCAAAUUAUAUUCAUAGUGCUUCAGUUUCCAAAGGGUUUAGUUCAUAUUUUUCUUUGCCCCGAAGCUUUAAGGCGUUAUCAGGACAAAAUGGUGACCACAGUGAAUAUGUUCCAAUGUCUUCACCUGGAAAACUCUUGUAUGAUGCACCAGAAAAUGUAAAGGGGGGCAGCAGUGAGACUCUGGCCAAUGGCAUCUCUAAAUUGCCAACAUUUAAAGGUUCAAAUGAAGGACUUGUGCAGAGCAGGGCUGCCAGGCCCACACGGCUGCCCCUGGGUACGAGGGGGAGUAACACCAUCCCCAGGAUGUACGAUCGUACAGUUCCACCCGAGCCAGCGAGUCCUGGUGAAUACAUCAACAUCGACUUCAAUGAAAAGGCGAGUAACACACCCUAUUCCCUGUCUGCAGAAGGAUCUCCAUCCUCUCUGGGCUCGAGCAGUGACCACAGACAGUCUCCGCUCUCUGAUUACAUGAGCGUUGACCUGGAUGUGCAGUCACCGAAAGCAGCGAAGGAACUGUCGAACUCUCUAACAGAUAUUUCAAUUUAUGCAAGUUCCAGUAUUCCUAGAAACCAACCCAACCCUGACUAUGCCAGGCUUUCAUUUGGUGCUGCCUGUGUGAGCACGGCGAGUAACAGGACUGAUGACUACACCGAGAUGACGUUCAACAUGGCAGCAACACCACCCAGGCCGUUUGCCGCCGAGUCUGACAGUGCUGUGAAGAUCGAUAGCCCUUCUUCCAUCGUUAACAGACUCUGCAUUGUUGAUCGAUAUGCUGGUAGCAGUAGCUUCUCUGUCCCUAGCUCUGACCCUCCUGUAGGCCCCAAAGUGAUUCGAGCUGACCCUCAAGGCAGGAGGAGACACAGUUCUGAAACGUUCUCUUCUGCUGGCACCGUGACAACCUCAUCCUCUUUCUUUACUGACAGUAGCAAAAGACACAGCUCUGCCUCAUUCGACAACGUUUGGUUAAAACCGGAUGAGAACAUUUCUGACGGUCAGGAAGGCAAAAUGUCCAGGGAUACCUCAACUGGAUUUCAGAAUGGCUUAAACUACAUCGCUCUGAAUUUACGGGAUGACCCUGUGAGCUGUGAGGCGAGCACGACAGCGCCAGGCUGCCACCUCCAAAAUGGUACUUCAGCUUUGGACAGUGGGGCUUACGUAAGCAUAGACUUCAGCAGAUCAGAUGGGCUCAAGUGUAACGCUGCGAGAAAAGACUGAUUGCAUUGCCAUGGAAACCAUUGUUGGAAGAGAAGACUUUUCAGCUGGUAACUCCAGAAACUGUGUGGUGCUUUUGGAAGCAAAGCUCAGCUCCAGCUACUUUCAUUUCCACCAGCACGGACAUAGACACACAUCCUUUUCAUUCUUUUUUUUUUUCAUAGACAUUGGCUCUCUACAAUUGAAUUAAUUUGAAUUGACCUUUUUUCAUAGCUGUGCUUUGGUGAUGGAAUUUGGUCCUUCAUGUCAUAUCUAUUUGGGAGGCAGUGUGAAUGCUGAUAGGAGAUCCCUGGACGUCCCUUUCUUCUUCCUGCCUCUCCUGUUAAUUUUUUUUAAAAGAUUUAUAUUCUGAGAAGUCAAAGCUGGUUUCUGAUUGUCUGUUUAACAUGGGUUUUACUUCUCUGGUACAUUAACAAGUGGUUAGCUUAAAACAUGUAUUGCUUAGAAAUACUUUGGCAGUUCAGGAUUUUUCCAGGUGACUGGGCAGAAGGAGGGAGGGAGAGGUGCACAGGAGCUUGAGGGGUGAACCCAUGGGACUGGAUGGGUCUGAGGAAAAGAGACCUCUUCUGCCUUUUUUUUCUUUUUUUUUAAAGGUUUUGCUUUUAUGGUACAAGAGGUAUUUCUUGAGCAUAGGCUAGAGGCUUUUAAAUCAAGUGUCUGUCAGAGCUUAAAUGGAAUAUUUUUUUUUUUGCUCAGAAUUUUGGUAUGUACAAAGUAGGAUUAAUGGGCUGGUUGUCUUGUAGAUUGUUUUUGUUCUUGUUUAUAAAUAUAAAUUGUGUAAAACGAGGUUUUUGUUCAUGGAUUCGAAUGGAGAACUGCGGAGUCGUAUCCAAUGUUUGUGACUUCUGCAUUAGACCUGUCAGCUGUAGCUUUUUAAAGGGAAACCACCCUAAUUGAUCUUACUUUUAAUUUGGGACUAUUUUUGUUCUUUCUUUCUGGCAUAAUGGGGAAAAAAAGGUAAAAUGUUGGCUUAUCAAUUGUCUUUAUCCCACUGACAGAAACGUGAACAAUGACUAUUUGACAUUUUUAAAAUAAGCCCUGAUUUUUCUACAAUUUAAGCGCUUCACUCUUGUACUGAAAUUUUUAAAUUUUUUUUGGUUGAAAUGAGCUUAGCUUUUUAACACUGCAAUUUAAAAGAGCAUGACACUAGUCAUUGGUACAUGCAAUGGAUUCUGCAAGGCACUGACGAUUGCUCCAGGGUUUCAAAGUGGUACUCACCAAUAAAUCCUCGUGCUGUGCUGCUCCCAGAGCUGGGAAUGCUGCAGGGGCUGCUGGACACGGGCUGUGCCAGGCUCAGCUCCAGCACACACCUCUGAUUUCUGGUACAGUUUGUAACAAAUCAGGCACGGGUCUGUGUCUGAGCAGCAGUGAAAUAAAUGUGCAGGUCACUGAAACACCAGAGAUGGUUUUUUUGGGAAAUGUGGUACCAGUGAGUUCACACAGUGACAGGGUUCAAAAGCACAGACCUGGUUUUGAUUCUGGAAGAGAAGCUUCAGUUGGUACAAUUUACUUGCUGCUAAACAUACAGGAAUUAAAACCACGACCACUCUCACAGACCAUGAUACUGUCUUGCCAUAGAGCUGUUGGUUGGUCUCAUAAAUGAAUAAUGCAAUACGUAGACAGCUUUUUAUAAAGCUUUACAUCUUUUCUAAGAAAUCAAAAUUUGGAUCAAGGUAGUUCUAAACAUUUAAAUGUGAAAGGAAAAGGUUGUUUUGAAGAAAUUUGUUACAUACUUAUUUCAUAUUAGAUUCCCUGAGGCUGCCAUUGUACAAUAUACAGCACUGAUUUAAUACAUGCUGAAUAAAUAAGUAAAUGGGUAACCUCAAGUGUAGUGGUACAAAUACUAAUAGGUACGGCAUAAUAAAUAUGCAAUCUUUUUGAAUCUCUUAGUUUACAGCAACUAAUUUAUUCAGUAUUGUGCUGGAAGAACAUUUUCAGAUGAUGUAAAACAUAUCACUAUAUAUAUUCUACCUUCCAGCUACCCGUUUAUGCUGCUGUAUAGUACAAAAAUACCAAUGAUAGAACAAUGUUUGUCCUGUAAAUUUAAUUUGAUAUUGGACAGUUAUUGUCUGUACAAACUAAAACAUAUAUGGUUGAAACUGUUCAUUAUAUUUGCUAUUUCUGCUCCACAGAUCUGUUUUAAAGUUGGGCUGAUUGAUCUGGCUUUGUCUUCCAUUGUAAAUAUUGUUCUGUUGUUUUCUUUGUAAAACACAUCGCGUCUGCGGUUUGGGAGACUGGCUUGAAGCUCUGUAUAGUGUUUAUAUUUAUCUGACUUGGCUUUCCAUAGAGCUACUUGCAGUAAAUACGUGUUCAUGUA
Molecule: messenger RNA, 5978 nt
Organism: Prinia subflava (tawny-flanked prinia)
Lineage: Eukaryota; Metazoa; Chordata; Aves; Passeriformes; Cisticolidae
Gene: IRS4
Product: insulin receptor substrate 4
Exons: 2
Coding region: 173-3664 (1163 amino acids)
Biological process (GO): insulin receptor signaling pathway
Cellular component (GO): cytosol; plasma membrane
Molecular function (GO): insulin receptor binding; phosphatidylinositol 3-kinase binding
Source: RefSeq, a predicted model, not a curated record